This is a messenger RNA of Rhincodon typus (whale shark), 687 nucleotides long. RefSeq names its product alpha-synuclein-like. Lineage: Eukaryota; Metazoa; Chordata; Chondrichthyes; Orectolobiformes; Rhincodontidae. Gene Ontology annotation, cellular component: cytoplasm; neuronal cell body; axon terminus. The transcript is spliced from 6 exons. Gene Ontology annotation, molecular function: cuprous ion binding. The record is from RefSeq and is a predicted model, not a curated record. Gene Ontology annotation, biological process: chemical synaptic transmission; synapse organization; regulation of dopamine secretion. The coding region runs from base 180 to 614 and encodes 144 amino acids.
GAACCAAUCUGUUCAAACACCAGGCGCUGGAGCUUUCGGUGGUUUCAGCUCUGGGCUGCGUUUAGCUCAACCAUCCUAAACCAAACCUUGAUGCUGCAGUGAUGUACUGAGCAGCUGGGGGAAUUAAUUUUUUUUUCUCUCUCUCCGACAAAUAAAUCAAACGUGACCAAAGAGUAACCAUGGAUGUUUUCAUGAAAGGGCUGUCCAAGGCUAAGGAUGGGGUAGUAGCAGCUGCCGAGAAAACGAAGCAGGGAGUGGCAGAGGCGGCGGGAAAAACGAAGGAUGGGGUGCUGUAUGUGGGCUCCAGGACCAAGGAAGGUGUAUUUCAUGGCGUAUCUUCAGUGGCUGAGAAGACCAAAGAGCAGGCGUCUCUGGUUGGUGGUGCCGUGGUGACUGGAAUGUCUACAGUUGCUCAGAAGACCGUGGAAGGAGCUGGAAACAUUGCAGCUGCUACAGGUCUGGUUAAAAAGGAUCAAUUGGUGAAACAGGAUGAAGAUCUUUUUCCUCAGGAGGGUGUGAUGGACAGCACAGAAGCACUGCAAAUUGAUCCUGAUACUGAAGCCUUUGGAACAGCCCCGGGGGAUGAAUAUCAAGAUUAUGAGCCCGAAGCGUGAGUAUCCACAGACCUGGGCGCACUGACCAAGGACUCUUUUAUUUCUCCUUCUCUCUUUUUCUAUGUGAAUGUAC